Molecule: messenger RNA, 313 nt
Organism: Fomitopsis serialis
Lineage: Eukaryota; Fungi; Basidiomycota; Agaricomycetes; Polyporales; Fomitopsidaceae
Exons: 4
Coding region: 15-194 (59 amino acids)
Source: RefSeq, a predicted model, not a curated record
UUCAACUCCUUGAGAUGGCUAUGUUCAUUGUCGACAGCACGGAAGAUACAUACUGGUCGAGCGCAGUCAUGCUAGGACAGAGCACAUUGUAUUGCAAUGCCGUACUCGCAGCGUUGAAUGUUCGUCGACAUAUUCGCAGGGGCUCGGAGCCGACUAGUCCGAGAGAUCUUGACGUCGAACUUCAGUUCAAAUGAACCUCGGAGGACCCGACAUGGUCUACAGCGACGACUUGACCUCUCUGAUGGCUAUCUACCUGUACGCAGUCUACAAAUCAAGCUUACAAUACGCUAUUGAUGCAACUAGUUGGACCGCA